Caenorhabditis angaria is the source of this 3273-nucleotide messenger RNA. The record is from the annotation of a GenBank genome assembly. NCBI's taxonomy places the organism in Eukaryota, Metazoa, Nematoda, Chromadorea, Rhabditida, Rhabditidae.
AUGAAGACAAAUGAAUUGUCUGAAACUUGUCAGAACGGAAUUCAGAAGGCCUGUAUUGCUAUCAAAAAUUCGUGUGAGGAAGAGUGAGUUUAGAGCAAAAGAAAAUUUGAAUUUUCAAAUUUUGCCACGUGGAUUUUUGGCGCGAAAUUUGAAAAAUUAUUGGAAUUUUUUUUUUGGAAAAAUUUACUGUUUCAAAAUUUUUUUCAAUAAACUGAAUUUUCAGAAUUUUUUUGAUUUCUAGUUUUUCGCGCCAAAACUUCUCCAUCUUCAUAAAAUUUUAUCAACAAAAGAAAAUUUGAAUUUUCAAAUUUUUCCACGUGUAUUUUUGGCGCGAAAUUUGAAAAAUUAUUGGGAUUUUUUUUUGGAAAAAUUUACUGUUUCAAAAAAAUUUUAAAACAAAAAUUUUUUUUUUAGUUUUUUUCAAAAAUAAAAUUUAAUUGUGAAAAAUUUACUGUUUCAAAAAGGUUAGAUGCAAAUUUGAAGAUUCGAAAAAAUUUUGCUGUAUUUAUGGCACGAAAAUUCAUCUUUCAAACGAUACUCCGCAUUUACACCAUCCCAAAAGAUCCCAAUUUUUUCCAGUAACCUACUUCAAGCUCGCGCCAAAGCUGCAGCCGAAUAUGAAAGUGAAUUCGGUCGAAUGAUCUACACAAUCUCAAUUCUAAUCAUGUUCUCAUUUGUGAUUAUUUUAUUGAUGAUUCGAUCGAUUAAAAGAACACAUUCAACUGUUGAGGUGAGAUAUUUUUGAGGAAAAAAAUAUGUUGUGACGUCACAAAGAUUAUCCUAAAAAUUUAAUCCAAUUUUUUUCAACGUCAAAUACAACAUUUGAAUUUUCCAAAUUUCCCGCUCAAUAUUUCUGGUGUAAACGCGGAGCAUCGUUUUAACAUUUUUUGACGACACAACAUUUAUUAUCAAAAAAAAAACACGAAAAAUUUAAUCCGAUUUUUUUGAUGAGAUAAAUAUUUGGGGAUUUUUGUAAUUUUUUUUUAUCACGAUUAAAAAUUCUCUGAAAAUUUUGUCUGAAAGUGCAAAUUCAUUUUUUGUAUUCCCAUAUGACAGCUGAUUUUGUUUGAGUAAUCAAAAAUUUUUGAACUCAAAAAAAUUCUGAAAAUUGAAAGUACAUAAUUUUUUAAAAAUGAAAAUUGGAUUCUAAACGAUGCUCCACAUUUACACCUUGAAAAUUCGAGCGGGAAAUUUGAAAAAUUCAAAUAUUUUCUCUCAAAAACCAUGUUUUUCGGGAAUUUAUACGAUGCUCCGCAUUUACACCUUAAAAAAUCGAGCGGGAAAUUUGAAAAAUUCAAAUUUGUUGGCCCAAAAACCAUUAAACGAUGCUCCACAUUUACGCCUUGAAAAUUCGAGCGGGAAAUUUGAAAAAUUCAAAUUUGUUGGCCCAAAAAGCAUGAAACGAUGCUCCACAUUUACACCUUGAAAAUUAGAGCGGGAAAUUUGAAAAAUUCAAAUUUGUUGGCGCAAAAACCAUGAAACGAUGCUCCGCGUUUACACCUGGAAAAUUUGAGCGGGAAAUCUGAAAAAUUCAAAUUUUUUGGCCCAAAAACCAUGAAGCGAUGCUCCGCGUUUACACCUUUAGCGGGAAAUAUGAAUAUUUUGAAUUUUUAAACGUUUGGCGCCAAAAAAUGGAAAAUCUAGAUUUCAAACGAUGCUCCACGUUUACACCUUGAAAAAUUCGAGCGCGAAAUUUGAAAAAUUCAAAUUUUCUCAGAUGGACGCUCUCCUCGACGCAAUGCGAUUCCGCGAAGAACUCGACAUCCGCGAUCGUCAACGCCGUCGUCUUCUCAAAGCCAAAACCAAAGUGACCGCCUGGCUAAAUCGUGCCCAACAAAAAACCACACCACAACAACAGCAACCCGCAUCAAAACCAGCUUCCCAAAAUCGCAAGGAAUCGGAUUGGAAGCCGACAGUUCCACGUCAACGCCAGCAGCACUACAGUAUUUCGACAAUGACUUCGGAUAUUCCCGAAAUUGUGGUUAGUGCUGAUGAUUCGCAUUAUACAGGAGGAGGUGCAGGAUAUCCGAAUCGACCACAUACUCCAGCCAUUUCGCUGAUCUAUGAUUUUGCAGUCACUAAUGAGACGGAGGAAGAUCAGUGAGUUUAUUUUUUGCAUAGAAUAUAGGGGAGUAGCUGAAGCUAAGGUCUUGCCUAAGCCUAAGGUCUUGCCUAAGCCUAAGGACUUACCUAAGCCUAAGGUCUUGACUAGGCAUAAGCCUAAGAUUUUCCCUAAGCCUAAGAUUUUGCCUAAGCCUAAGGUUAUGCCUAAGCCUAAGCUCAAGAUUUUCCCUAUGCCUAAGAUUUUCCCUAAGCCUAAGGACUAGCCUAAGCCUUAAGACUUGUCUAAGCCUGAGGACUUGACUAAGCCUAAGGUCUAGACUAAGCCUAAGUUUUUGUCUAGGCAUAAGCCUGAGGUUUGAGCUAAGCCUAAGGACUUGCCUAAGCCUAAGGUCUUGCCUAAGACUUUGCCUAAGGACCUCUUGCCUAAAGACUUGCCUAAGGUCUGCCUAAGCCUAAGUUUUUGACUAAGCCUAAGAUUUUGUCUAAGCCUAAUUUUUUGUCUAGACAUAAGCCUAAGAUUUUCCCUAAGCCUAAAAUUCUGUCUAAGCCUAAGGUCUUGAGCUAAGCCUAUGGCCUAGCCUAAGGCUAACUAAGGUCUAACCUUGUACGCCUAAAAGUCUUAGCCUAAGUUUUCCAGAUCUCAAAUUUCUGAAAUUUUCUCAAAAUAUUUUUUGUGCCAAAUUUUUUCCUCAGAAUUUCAAUUUUUUCGACCAGAAAUUCUGAAAAGUUCAGUUUUUUUCUGAAAAAUUCCAGAAACAUUUUUUCCAAAAAAAAAAAAAAAAAAAAAAAAAAAUUAAAAUUAAAAAAUAGCUAAGCCUAUAGGCCUUAUGAUAACUUGUCUAAGCCUAAGGUCUUACCUAAGCCUAAGAUUUUGUCUAAGCCUAAAGACCUAAGGUCUUGCCUAGAAUUUCCAGAUCUUAAAAGUUCUGAAAAUAGCCAACUUUUUUUCUGUACUAAAAAAAUUGUUCCUCAUUUUCUCUGAAAAAUUCCAGCUCCAUAAAUAUUUUUUCCAGACGAAAAACCUCACUAGCCUCUUCCGUCUGCCUUCCAACAUCUUCCUCAUCCUCCUCAAUUGCGUCAUCAAUCGAUAAUCGAUCGAUGAAAGGCUGUGGCUCGAUUCGAACUUUUAGUCUGGAGACGAAUUCCGGAGCGACGAGAUCUGCGAAAAGAGUUGAUGUUGAUGACAAAUCUUUCAGUCUGGAUACUUGA